Molecule: messenger RNA, 2238 nt
Organism: Pocillopora verrucosa
Lineage: Eukaryota; Metazoa; Cnidaria; Anthozoa; Scleractinia; Pocilloporidae
Product: pyroglutamylated RF-amide peptide receptor
Biological process (GO): G protein-coupled receptor signaling pathway; cellular response to hormone stimulus
Cellular component (GO): plasma membrane
Molecular function (GO): G protein-coupled receptor activity; peptide binding
Source: RefSeq, a predicted model, not a curated record
AAUAUGGCAGUUACCAUGGUCUGGUGGUUGGUUCAUUUGCAUAGUUUUCGCAACAGGGCUUUGGUUCCGCUACGCUUCUGUUGUGAUCACUCAUCUCGAAAUAAACAUGACAAGUCGAUGGUGUGUUAGAGUUAUCAACAAAGGAAAAGUGUCGUGGAGAUUUGAGGCUGCUUAAUUUUUCUACCUUACUUUCAGGUAGGCCUUACAUGACAAAGUUGACUCUACCGACAAAGUAUUCAUUCUAGAAGACUAAGAUACGACGUGAGCAUAAUCAAGAAGUAAAAGGUUAUCUUUUUUAAGGUUUUUCUCCAAGUGAAGAUUACCAUGGCUGAAUCGAACAGAACAGUCAAUACAGUUUAUAAAGUUUGGUCGAUAAAUGGCAGUGAGUUUAUCGUCGCCCUGAUUUUACUAGGAAUCAUCUCACUGGUUGGUUUAUUCGGUAACUCUAUAGUUGCUUCUAUUAUUGUUUCAAGUCGACGGCGCGGUCGGCGGUCGGCCGUGCAGUUGUUUCUCCUUCACCUGGCGAUUUCAGACUUGCUUGUAUGUAUAGUGUGCAUACCACUGACUAUAUGGAUCAAUUUCUACUAUCCAGAACAGGACAAACCAGGAGCUGGUGCGGUGUGUAAGAUAGCACGAUACGUCCAGUUUCUCGCGCCAUCCAGCUCUAUCUGUUUACUAACUGUGAUCAGCAUUGAUCGUUACUACUCUCUGGUUCGUCCAUUGCAAGCGAUGAAAACUUGGCUCCGCCCUAAAGUUCUAAUCAGUGCGGGAUGGAUCUACGGAGGCAGCAUUUUCCUUCCUACGUUCUACUUCGCUGACACCGAGGAUAUCCAAUCAGGAAACGAAACGUUUUGGUAUUGCCGUACCAUUCCUAACAACACAACAGCCGGUUUCAUCUACCUGUUGUUCCUUUCCAUCUUUGGAUUCGGUAUUCAGUUAAUCACUAUAAUUGUGUUGUACAGUCGCGUGGGAAAGGCAGUGUGGAGCCGAGAAAGAAAAAUUUCUCGCUCUGGAACACUGUCCAGGGCUACUUCAGAAUCGCUGGACAAAACAAGAAAACGCGUCACUAAGAUGCUUUUAAUUGUCGUUAUAUGCUUUCUCCUCUGUUGGGCGCCGUUUGUCAUAUACACUGGCUUCAUUGAGAGAUCAGUUGCCCCAUUCCCUAAUCCAGCCGAUACUGUACGAGUUAUUACCUAUGGCUUUGGGCUUUUCAAUUCAGUUUGCAAUCCAUUCAUCUACUUUUUUAACAGCCCAAAUUUUCGGAGAGAUUCCCUACGCAAAGUUUGUUUGGAAGUCAUAGAUGCAAUUGGACAAGAUGAAAACAAGGCCCACCGCUCAGACAGCACAACAAGGAGUUCAGUCGUGGCAAGUAAAACAGACUCGGUUGUGGGGCCAACCGAAAUAAACGGUUCACAACAAAAUGGCAUUGACAACGAUGUGCGUGAUAACCAGACUCACGAUACCAGACUUUAAAACGUGGACCUGUUCGCUAUCUGUGACCAGAUCUGACUUGUACAGUGAGCUGGAAAAUACAGGUUUUCCAGCAGCUAAAAGUUGAGACAGGAAUGAAAUCUAUGAUAGGAGAUUUUCUAGAAUCCUGACGUUGUGUGGUGUCAGUGAUAUAUUAUUCAGUGAGGAUCAAGUAAGUUACUUAGGUGAUUAGAUAGAUGCGCUCUUUUCGGUCGAGAAUUGUACCACAGUCUAGUUAUGAUCCCAUCAAACACAGUAAUGAUUACUAAUUUUGAAAAUCGAAGUAGGGACAAAUGAAAAUUUAUGAAUUGCAUCUAGUUCCAAUUGAGUAAUUAUACUAACACAGUCAAUGGAUGUUGUCGUAUAAUCAAUUACUAAACUCAGUUUCACAACAGAAUAAGGUGCUGUAAAUCAGAAAUUUAUUACUCGCUUGAAAUUUGCACGUAUAUGUAUUAUUUUAAACUGUUUAUGACAUUACUCAGUCAACUGUCAUGGAAAUCGCGAAGGAAAGAAAUAACAAGCUUCGUUGUAAAACAGGGAGAGACGCCUUAGAUAUUACCUGAGCUGCUGUGGAAGCAAUAUGAAAUUCUCGACUCUGUCAAACGCGAGAUCAUUAAUGCAUCAAUGAGUUUUUCUAAUCGAGAUAAUCUCAUGAGUCUUAGUCAAAAAGCCUCCGUCGCAUUAUAAUAUGAUUCUGAUUAUGUAAAAAAAUGAAUAUAUUCUCGCUGUGUAUGAUACGCUGCUAAUUCAAAAUAUAUGAUCCAGUCA